This is a messenger RNA of Aegilops tauschii subsp. strangulata, 759 nucleotides long. RefSeq names its product cytochrome c. Gene Ontology annotation, molecular function: electron transfer activity; heme binding. Lineage: Eukaryota; Viridiplantae; Streptophyta; Magnoliopsida; Poales; Poaceae. The record is from RefSeq and is a predicted model, not a curated record.
GCCAGAACAGACCAGAACGAGCCCGAUCGCCAUUCCCCGCCGCCUCCAGCCUCCUGCGACCCGGAUCGCGUUCCGUUCCUCCAGCCGAGGGAUCCCCAACCCUAGCCCGGCAACAGUCCGCGCGGCGGCGAUGGCGUCGUUCUCGGAGGCGCCCCCCGGGAACCCCGCGGCCGGCGAGAAGAUCUUCAAGACCAAGUGCGCCCAGUGCCACACCGUCGACAAGGGCGCCGGCCACAAGCAAGGGCCUAACCUGAAUGGUCUGUUUGGGAGGCAGUCUGGCACAACUGCUGGAUACUCUUACUCUACGGCCAACAAGAGCAUGGCUGUGGUUUGGGAGGAGAAAACACUGUAUGACUACCUGCUUAAUCCGAAGAAGUACAUCCCUGGAACUAAGAUGGUGUUCCCUGGACUGAAGAAGCCCCAGGAGCGUGCUGACCUCAUUGCAUACCUGAAGAGUGCCACAGCUUGAAAGGGCUUUGCUUUGCUGCUAUGGUUCUAAUGUUAAUAAAAAUAGACAUUGCCACGGUGUCACUCUGGUUUGACGGGGUGCAUUGCCGAGACAUAAGAGUUUGGUACUAGCAUUUCUCCUUACCUUGUUUUCUUCAGCAAAAUGCACUGCUAUAACGGCCGUUUCUCAGGCCUGUUGUGAACCUGUUGUUGUUGUUGAUGGUCAGUUUGUGCAUUUGGUUGGGCAGCGGAUCUCAAGUAUCGUGCGCCGCAUACUCUUCAUAAUUUUCUUUAGCGCAUAAUAUACUUGUA